Molecule: messenger RNA, 2331 nt
Organism: Coccomyxa subellipsoidea C-169
Lineage: Eukaryota; Viridiplantae; Chlorophyta; Trebouxiophyceae; Coccomyxaceae
Product: Lipoxigenase
Exons: 15
Coding region: 1-2109 (702 amino acids)
Biological process (GO): lipid oxidation
Molecular function (GO): oxidoreductase activity, acting on single donors with incorporation of molecular oxygen, incorporation of two atoms of oxygen; metal ion binding
Source: RefSeq, a predicted model, not a curated record
AUGCUGCCUUUGUGGAUAUCCCCAAGCAGCAACGGAGCAUGUGUGCAGGGUGAGCGCAUCUUCUUUUCAUCGGACGCCAAACUGCCGCAGGACACCUCGGGGCCCAUUGCCAAGCUGCGCCAGAAGGAGCUCUACGCCAUCCAGGCAUCGGGAACGGAACAACGGAAGAGCCCGGACCGAAUCUAUGACUACCAGGCCUACAACGACCUCGGCAACCCUGUUAAAUCCCCCGACCUGGAAAGACCCACGCUCGGUGGCACAGCGUUCCCUUUCCCCCGGCGGCUGCGCACCGGCCGGCCGCUCGUGCCGGGAACCGAGUAUGAAGUCGCGCCGCCCAAGCAGCUCUGUGCGCCCAAAAUAAUUAAAGCACGACAACACACAAGGACAGCUUUGAAAUGCAGUGAUCGGCACUUAUUGAGAGCACUUAAAUGGGGAAAGACUGGCAUGGAAACUAGUACCAUAAGCAAUGUUGAUUGUAGUGUCACAAAGACCGCCUGUCGACCCAAAGCAUGUGCGUUGACACCAUCCAGCUGUGUGACGAGCAGGCCUAGGCAGGCGAGCAAGUUCAAGCUGCCGCGCGUGCGGCGGAAUCGGCAGCUGGUCUGGUGCAGCGACGAAGAAUUUGGGCGCCAGUAUCUGGCGGGGCAACACCCCUGCUUCAUCCAAGCCGUGACGCCAAAAUGGCUUCAUGAAGAAACCCUCUUCACCGACGAGUCCAUUGGCGGUGGAUCACAAUAUUCUCUGAUCACAGGUCUGCUGGAGGGCAAGACGCUGACAGAGAGGCUGGAGGAGGGGGGCCGGCUGUACCGGGCGGAUUACACCGCCGGCUUUGCCGACUACAUUGAGCGGAUCAACGCCCAGAAGAUACCGGAAGGCGCCACCAACGUUUCAUGGCUCACAAAGGACCGAACCCAGCAUGCCGGCAAAGCUUUGUUCUACUACACGGAUAACGGGUACAUGCUGCCUGUGGCGAUCGAGCUGCAGAAGAAGCUCGGCCAAGAGGGAACAGUGUACACUCCCUAUGAUGUCAAGGAGCUCUGGCAGCUCGCCAAGGAAAUCAUCUCAUCUCUUGACUGCGGGUACCACCAGCUGGUGAGUCACUACCUGCGCGCGCAUGCAUGCCAGGAGCCCUUCAUCAUCGCCACCAUGCGCCACCUGUCAGCCCUCCACCCGGUGUACAAGCUGAUGCUGCCGCACUUCCGCUACACGAUGCACAUCAACGCGAAUGCGCGAUCCAUUCUCAUCAACGCAGACGGCACCCUCGAACAGACCUUCACCAGCGGCAGGUACACGAUGGAGCUGGCAUCCUACGUGUACAAGAACCUGUAUCGCUUUGACCAGCAGGACUUCGAGGCAGACCUCAUCCUCAGGUGGAAUCCGGUGCGCGAUUCAGCGGAGAGGCUGGUGCCAGCAUUGGACUACCCAUACGCGCAGGACGGGCUUGAUAUCUGGUACGCCAUGCGCGACUGGUUCGGAGCCUACCUGCAACUCUACUACGCCAGCGACGUGAAGCUGAAGGAGGACGUGGAGAUUCAGAGCUGGUGGACCGAGAUUCAGGCGGAGGGACACCCUGACAAGACCGAGGGCUGGCCCGCGCUGGACACCGUAACGGACCUACGGGACAUCCUCACCACCAUCGCCUUUACGGGCUCCGCGCACCACGCCGCCGUAAACUUCGGGCAGUAUGACUACUCAGGCUACAUGCCAAACAGGCCGGCACUCAUCCGCAAGCCCAUCCCCGAAAAGGGCGGUGCCGGCGUCAAGGAGCUGAAGGAGAGCUAUGAGUCAGAGCUGCUGAGUUAUCUCCCAAACCCAGAGGAUUCCCUGGCGGCUGCGCUGCUGUACGUGGUGCUCUCUUCCCAUGCGCCCAACGAGGAGUACCUGGACCACAAAAUCCCCCAGUGGAUCGAUGACCGGAACGCAAGGGCGGCGCACGAGAAUUUCCUGACAGCGCUGGCAAAACUGGACGAGGACAUCUCGGCCCGUAACCGCAGCGGCAGCAAGAUCCGCGGCGUGGUCGGGACGCGGGGACUACCCUACGAGCUGCUCCGGCCGAAUUCAAAGGCCGGCGUCACCUCCCGCGGCGUUCCCUGCUCCACCUCCAUCUGAGCGGGCAUGCAUGCGCGGUUGCCAAACCUGGCACUUCUGAAGGGCAUAUUGAGAUACGGUGGGAUUGCCACAUCUGCGGGAUUACCUGGUUUCGUGGGGGUGCUUGCUGGUGGUGCUCCCUGCUCACCGGUCCAUCUGAGCGGUGGCAUUUCUUGCUGAUUAUUGUUCAAGUGACAAUCCCUCUCGUCUGCCGGCCGAGCAGCGUUCCCUGCUUCAUCAUCC